CUUCUUUCUUAACCUCACUUUUCCUUCAAAUAUAUGUUUUGCUUUCCAUUCUGAAUACUACUUAUCUCAUUGCAUGAAUUGUGAUCAAAUCUUCUGUUAAAUUGUAGGUUAGAGGUUAGCUUCUAAAGUUUUCAAGUUAUGUCUACUAAUGGCCAUCAAAUGGAGCAGCAAUAUUCUACAAGGAAUCUCUCAGAUAGUUCGGAAUCUGGAAGCCAUUAUGAGCUAGAAUCAAGAUUUUACAUGACAUCCUGUACCGCCAUAAUCUUCGUCGCUUCGCUUGUGACCGUUGGAGUUCUGUUAAUAACUUUGGUGGUUUCAUUGACAAUUAUGUUGCAAUCUUGUCAAAGUAAAAGCAGUGGAGUUAUUAGGCUUCAGAAUGUGAAUGAUUAUUACAUUUAUUGCAAGAUGCAUUUUCUGCAUGCUGAGCUUAAUAACUUGGAAGGCAAUUAUCUUCCUAACAUAUGCAGAGACCUGGCUAUAAAUUAUGUCAAAGAAGGACAAUAUGGAAGAGACAUGGAGUUAGCUAGUUCUAUGAUUGAUGAUUACUUCAACAGUGUUAAGUCUUCAGAUCAUGGUUUGGAUUCAGUCUUGAUGGACAUUGAUAACAUUUUUGCUAUGAAUCCUCAUUCCUCCAAUUUGUUUCAUAGGUUUCAAAAUGACAACAUUAGCAACUGUAUCAAAGAGGCUAAGAAUUUAAAGCUCAGGCUUUUGCUAAGAUUAUACCUUAAUCUUCAAACUGCUGGAUGGUCCAUAAUUUUGUUAUCAAGAGAGUCUGAAACACAACGAAAUAACACCAGUAAUCAUCUUGUCUCAGCAGGGUUUAGAGGUUGGUCUGCCUUGUUAAUGAGAAAAAAAGAUGAAGUUUCUGCCAAGGAGAAUGAGUACUUCUAUAGGCAAAGGAAUCUGAUACAGAAGAAGGGCUUCCGCAUAAAAAGCAUCAUAAGCAGCCAUGUGGAUGCUUUGAAAUUUCUGGAUAAAGGAAUGCAAAUCUUAUUGCUUCCAAACCCUAUGUGUCACAAGUUUUAGCAGCAAUUGCGAAGCAUACACAAUUGACAUUAGCACAAAUCUAAGAUUGAUAGUUUUAGAACGAACAAAUUGUAAUUAUCAUUUAUUAAUUCUCUGAAACUAGUAGUUGUCUCUUUCA
This is a messenger RNA of Arachis stenosperma, 1144 nucleotides long. RefSeq lists its product as uncharacterized. The record is from RefSeq and is a predicted model, not a curated record. NCBI's taxonomy places the organism in Eukaryota, Viridiplantae, Streptophyta, Magnoliopsida, Fabales, Fabaceae. The coding region runs from base 139 to 1026 and encodes 295 amino acids. The transcript has 4 exons.